AUGUAUGACCCCCAUCUCGACACUCUGCCUCCCCCAUCUCAGUUCCGUCGUCCUUGGUCCCCAGAAACUUAUGACCCCUUGCCGUCGACCUCGACGACGAUGGAUAGCAGGGAGGCGUUUAAUCGUCUCCAGCGCGAUACCUUUAACCAGCUGCAGCGCGAAACAUAUCAGUACGAGAAUGCGCGGGAUGAAUAUCCCCCUCUCUCGCAAAGAGACUCUAGGGGAUAUUAUCCACAGGAAGAAUAUCUUCAAGAAGAAUAUCCUCAGGAGGAAUACCCUCAUUCCUUUCCUCAAGUAGGGCACCCUCCUGUUCAACCAGAUUACUACCCCCGCCUCCCGCACCGUGCACAACGUAGAGAAGCAUCGGAAACACUACGCACGUACCCUUCGCGUACGACAAACGGAGGAUCCGUACCCACCGUUCAACCGCCCCUCGUAUGCUUCCCCAUCCUCCUUCCCAUCACUCCCAAGAACGCAUCAAACCCCACCGUGGACAAGCCCAAGUCGACCACCGAGCCUCGUUUCACGGCCGACGCUCACGUCGACGGCUACGCAUUCAACGGACGAAGACCGACGUCACUACCACCGACUCCGCACGCUAGCGCGGUCAAUAUCGCAGACCAAGAACACCCAGAAAUCGACAUCUCCCAGUUCCCUGCUUGGUCUCGAAGCUGGUACCAUCCCCCACCCAACAACAACAACAUCACCCCACACCACCACUUCGACGAUCCAGACAUCUACACACCCAUCCCUCCAUCCCACCUUCACAAUUCCAUGCGUAACAAACCGAUCUUCGACCCAACUUACGUCCCCGACCACCUCCCCUGGGAGCUCCCUCCCCACUCCAGCUCCUCGCACCACAACCCAACCUCCUCCCGCGAAUUCGUACCAUGGGGCUCCGACCCACCCGAAUACAACGCCACGCCACUCAACCCCCACCUCAAAGAAGAGCGCCUCCGCAUGCUCGAGCGCGAAUUCGGUACACACAAACCACGAUCAAGCGAUUUCUUGGACGAGCACGGCAAACCACUCAUCGGGACCGUCGACGCGAAAGGCAACCUCGUAACCCAAGGCCCGAAAAAACGGUUUGCGCUGAGGAUGUUACAGAUCGUUUUGGCGGGGACGGCGGCGGUUCCGAGUAUAUACGCUGCCAUCGUCAUUAAACAACCUCAUCCGGGCGAUCCACCUCCACCCGCUAACAAACCCGCUGCCUUCGUUUUAUACAUCCUCUCCGUCCUCACGCUCCUUCUCCUUCUUUAUCUCUUCAUCUUUCGACCAUGUUGCUGUUCCCCACGGAAAAAAGGGAAAGACAUGGGGAACCCAUUAUUAGGGAACGGAAUGAUGGUCCUCCCCGUUCCUGGGGGGAACAAGAAAGGCGGAGGCGGCGGUAAACGGGGGAAGAAGGGUGGGAAGGGCAAAGGAGGAGGAGGAGGGGGAGACGUACAAGUCAACCUCAUCGUCGACCCACACGCCUUCAAUUUCGACCCCGACCACGACGAGGAAGGUGAAAGCGACGACGACGACGACGGCGGUAUGCCAGGCGGUUUUUCCGUUCACAAGCCACGCAGUAAAGGCAGGGGAAGGCAUCAACGCAGGCGCGGGAUCCUUGCUGGGCUAGCGAUGGAAGAAUCAUGGCGCCAUGCACGCGGGUGGGCGAAGAAGCUUGCGAUAGUUGACGUGGCGGGUGUAGUGUUGUGGGGAGGCGCGUUUGUGUUGAUUUUGUUGGGUAAGAGGUGUCCUAGUGGUGCGUUUUUGGGGUGGUGCAACGCAUACAACGUCUCCUCAGCCGCUGCGUGUCUUUUAUGCAUCGCUUUCGGGAGAAUACCAAAUCCUGCACAUGUUUUAUGUGGCAUCAUCAGGACAAAGAGUCCUUUCUCAGAAAUUUCCACUCUUUCCCGCCCUUUCAUCACUUUCCUCUCAAUUUUACUCAAUGGUCUCAAGGGGGUGGUGGAACGUGGAUUUUACAUAUACAGUCCCAAAAGAAAUUAG
Messenger RNA from Laccaria bicolor S238N-H82, 1989 nucleotides. RefSeq lists its product as uncharacterized. The record is from RefSeq and is a predicted model, not a curated record. The coding region runs from base 1 to 1989 and encodes 662 amino acids. The transcript has 6 exons. NCBI's taxonomy places the organism in Eukaryota, Fungi, Basidiomycota, Agaricomycetes, Agaricales, Hydnangiaceae.